AUGAAACUCCUGCUGCGCGCCGACGCCUGUGCUAACUGGGUGGACGCACAGAAACGCACCGCCCUGCUGUUGUGUGCAGAGAAUGGACGAGUCCACAGCGUUAAACAACUGUUGCAUCAUAAGGCACACGUCAAACAUUCGGACGCCAACGGUGACUCCGCGCUGACGAAAGCCGCAGUUCAAGGUCACUCAAGGGUGGUCGGCGUUCUUCUCAUACACGGUGCAGACGUCAAUCACGUCAAUCGCAAAGGGAUGUCCGCCCUUAUGUUGGCUUGCGACAAUGGCGAUCAUGUGACGGCGCUAUUACUAUUAAGUAGUCGCGCAUCAGUGAACCAGAGAAACAGACAUGGCUGGACCCCACUGAUGUUGGCUUGCAGCAAAGGCCAUUCUAAAAUAGUGAAAGCCCUUCUCAAACACAAAGUGGACGUGAACAUACCCGGGAAUGAUGGCACCACGCCGCUGAUGAUUGCAUGUAUUCAUGGACACGUUUCGGUUUUAAAAUCGUUACUCCAAAACAAAGCUGAUGUUCGGGUGCAGAAUCGAAUCGGGUGGUCGGCCUUGAUGUACGCAUCGCGAUACGGAGGUCUUGGGUUUGUCGAACCACUUCUGCAACACGGUGCUGAUGCCGCCGCUGUGAACACUUCUGGAUCGACAGCUGUCAUGAUCGCCCUUCUGAAUUGUAAAACAGAUCUUGUCGAGCCCUUACUUAAACUCAAGAGGGGUGCAAACAUAAACCAGGAAAAUGAUAACGGCGAUACAGCUCUCUCUGUUGCGAUUCGACAUGGAUUAAUUGACGCCGUUGAUUUACUACUUAAGUACCAAGCGUGCACGGGGCCUAACAGGACAAACGGAACUGCACCGUUAAUGGUGGCAGCCUCGGGGACAAACGGGAGAAUAGUAGACAUUCUGUUGAGUAACGGCGCUGUUGUCAACCAGCAAGAUUUUCAAGGCUUCACGCCCCUUAUGUUUUCAUCUCGAGCAGGACACACAGGCAGCGUUAUAAAAAUGAUCGAGCGUGGCGCCGACGUUAACCAGGUGAAUAAGAAGAACCACACAGCCUUGAUGAUGGCCUCGCAAAACGGACACACUCUUACCGUGAAGACGUUGUUGGCGAACGGGGCUGAAAGAGGUAAGAACCGAGCAUUGCUGUUUGCAACAAGUAGCAACCACCCGCAAGUGAUCAAUGCCCUCUGUAAGUUCGGUGUGGACAUCAACUUCUGUGAUCAGGAUGGACAUUCAGCACUGUCGUUGGCAUCGUGCAAGGGACACGUGGAAGCCAUCAAGAUUUUAAUUCACAACGGAAGUGACGUCAAUAAAGUUAACCACUUUUGCUUUACAACCGAAGUCGCAGAACUGGCCGACAUGGUGGUUACACAUCCGCAUUCUUCAGUAGGGGUAGAUUCUACUUUGGUGUCGAUAACUGCGCUGCAUAUAGCGGUUUAUUUUGAACAAGCGAAGGCUGUAGAGGUCCUGAUUCAAUGCGGCGCAGAUGUUAAC
Molecule: messenger RNA, 1497 nt
Organism: Lymnaea stagnalis (great pond snail)
Lineage: Eukaryota; Metazoa; Mollusca; Gastropoda; Lymnaeidae
Source: the annotation of a GenBank genome assembly